Physeter macrocephalus (sperm whale) is the source of this 4421-nucleotide messenger RNA. It is a transcript of the gene DZIP1L, whose product is annotated as DAZ interacting zinc finger protein 1 like. Bases 346 to 2739 code for a protein of 797 amino acids. Lineage: Eukaryota; Metazoa; Chordata; Mammalia; Artiodactyla; Physeteridae. The record is from RefSeq and is a predicted model, not a curated record. The transcript has 17 exons. Gene Ontology annotation, biological process: cilium assembly. Gene Ontology annotation, cellular component: cytoplasm; ciliary basal body.
CAUCAGAGACCCCGGGCCUCCAGCUGCUGGCGCCAAAGGUUCUCUGUGUCACUGGUCCCGCAGGUUGGCAGCACUGGGUGGCCGGGAGGCUCUGUCACGCGCCCUCGAGAGCCCGCGCUACUCGGGGCCGAGGAAGCAGCCCAGGCCGGCGCGGCGGCGAGGAUUCCGGGAACGGCCUCGGUCCGGGGCGGUGGAGCGAGUCGGGAGGCUGGGCCGGGGCGGAGGAGCGGAGACGCCAGCUCGCGACCUCUGCCCGCUCCCCAGGCUCCGGGGACCCCCAGAUGUGGGAAAAGAAGUCUGCUGAUAAUUCAGUCUGCAGAAAGUACGGCGUGCCUGCCCUCUGGGAUGUGUGGUUUCCAGGCCCUUUCUCAGCUCCUGUGCCUGCUGCCGUGGUCUUGGUGGCACCCUUCCCCAGUGGUCAGCCCAGGGCUCCCCCCGUCCAUGCAGUCCCACGCUACCACCGUCCAGGGCCUCAGCGACCCCCUCUUUGCGGCCUACGCUCUCCCCACCUUCAAGUUCCAACCUCGCCGUGAGAGGAUGGACUGGAGGCGCAUUAGUGCCCUGGACGUGGACCGCGUGGCACGGGAGCUGGACGUGGCCACCCUGCAGGAGAACAUCGUCAGCGUUACCUUCAGCAACCUGGACCGGGAGGUGUGCGGCCGCUGCGGGCAGCCCGUGGACCCGGCGCUGCUCAAGGUGCUGCGGCUGGCGCAGCUCAGCAUCGAGUACCUGCUGCACUGCCAGGACUGCCUGAGCGCCAGCGUGGCCCAGCUGGAGGCGCGGCUGCAGGCCAGCCUGGGCCAGCAGGAGCGCGGCCAGCAAGAGCUGGGCCGCCAGGCCGACGAGCUCAGGGGCGUGCGGGAGGAGAGCCGCCGGCGGCGCAAGAUGAUCAGCGCCCUGCAGCAGCUGCUCCUGCAGACGGGCGCCCACAGCUACCAUGCGUGCCACCUGUGUGACAAGACCUUCAUGAAUGCCACCUUUCUCCGGGGCCACAUCCAGCGCAGACAUACGGGCGUGGUGGAAGGUGUGGACCCCACAGGAAAGCAGAAGAAGCAGGAGCAGCCAGUGGAGGAGGUGUUGGAAGAGCUCUGGGCCAAGCUGAAGUGGACCCGAGGGGAGCUGGAAGCGCAGAGGGCAGCGGAGAGGCAGCGGCAGCUUCAGGAAGCAGAGAUCACUCGCCAGAGGGAAGCAGAAGCUAAGAAGGAAUUUGAUGAGUGGAAAGAAAAAGAGCGGGCCCAGCUAUACGGGGAAAUAGACAAGCUCAAAAAAUUAUUUUGGGAUGAAUUUAAAAGUGUUGCCAACCAGAAUUCUACGCUAGAAGAGAAACUGCAGGCACUGCAGUCCCACAAGGUGGUGAAGUCCAACCUCGGGUCCCUGCAGGAUGAGGAGCCCGAGGAUCGACUCAGGCAGUCUCAGGAGCUCCAGGGCCUGAAGGAGAAGAUGGAGGUUCAGAAAACAGAAUGGAAGAGAAAAAUGAAGGCAUUGCAGGAAGAGCAUGCAGCUCAGAAGAGAGAGCUGCAGGAGCAGAACGAGAGGCUCCAGGCCUCCCUGUCUCAGGAUCAGAGGAAAGCAGCUAUCCAGGCCCAGCGCCAGAUCACUGCCCUUCGCGCCCAGCUCCAGGAACAAACCAGGCUCAUCGCCUCCCAGGAGGAGAUGAUCCAGACCAUGUCUCUCAGGAAAGUGGAGGGGAUCCGCAAGGGCCCGAAGGCUGUGGACACAGAGGAGGACUCUUCCGAGGACGAGCUGGAGGACGCCCGCAGUGGACAGCAGAAGGUGCCGGCAGCUCUCAGUCGAAACCCCACCUUGCUGAAGCAGUUCAGGCCAGUCCUGGAGGACACCCUGGAGGAGAAGCUGGAAAGCAUGGGGAUAAAGCGAGAUGCAAAGGGAAUCCCUGCUCACACCCUCCGACACCUGGAGUCCCUCCUGCGAGCCCAGCGGGAGCAGAAAGCGGGGAGGUUUUCUGAAUUUCUGAGUCUGAGGGAGAAGCUCAUCAAGGAAGCCAGCAGCAGAGUGAAGGAGGAGAGACAGUGGAACAGGGCCCCGGUGUCCCAGCCAGACGGCGAGGCUCCAGUCAAAAGCCAGCAGAGCACACCGGUCACCAAAGAGGCCCAGCCAAAGGCCAGGACCCUGCACGUGGCACAGUCAUCCAAGCUGGCAGAGUCCCCCGUGUCACCUCUUCAGAGCCGCCGUAGCCAUGGCCCGGGCCUGGCUCAGGGGCCCACCCCUACUCCUGGCUCCAGAGCGCCUGGACCCUCCAGCACCCCGGCUUCCCUGGGGCCCGGGCUGAGCAGUACGCCCCCGUUCAGUUCUGAAGAGGACUCGGAGGCAGAUGCCGGCUCUCACGUGUCCCUCCAGCCCCCGAGAGUUCCUUCGAGGAUGGGGCCCCGGCAGCAGGAUAACUGGGACUGGUCUGACACCGAGACCUCGGAGGGGAGCGCCCAGACGCCUGGCAAGGGCUCAGGAACACUGGUGCGGUCGAUGGUCAGAAACCAUGAGAAGCCUGCUGGAGAGGUCAGUCUGUUCUCCAAGCCCAGUGCCGGGCCACAGAGGGCUGCUGUGCCAGGAGGGAAGCCCCAGCUUUCUGAAGAGGAGAGUGACUUGGAGAUCUCUUCCUUGGAAGAUCUCCCCCAGGACCUGAACCAGAGAGGGAAACCAAAGCCCUUGUCUCGCUCGAAGCUCCCAGAGAAGAUCGGUGCCAGCUCCUGGAGCCCUGGUCAGCCCAGGGUCCCUGGCUGGUGAUCCCGCCCCGGAGCCUGGCGGCCAGAGGACCAGCCUUGUCGCCCAGCUGGGUGUGGCUGGCUCACGGUCCACCCCAACAGAUGGGGCUGCUGGGCCUCUUGUCUUCACCAGUAACCGAGAGGUCUUCUCCCCUGGAGAGAAGCAGAACAGAAGAUGGAUAUGAUCUCUCCAGCCUCCUGUGAGGGGCCCUGGCAGUGCCCCUGGGUCCCAGGGCUUGAGAAAGGGUUGUAACAGGACCUCAGAGCAGCAUCCUUCCUCCAUCUCCACGUUCACUCCAGACUGAAAGGAAACACCUGGUCUCUAGUCUGGAGCAUUCUGUAAACCUGCAGGAACACUGUAGAGAUGGGUCUUUUAUGGGGUCCUUUUGGGGACUUACGCCUGAGCCAGUCACUCACUGAUUGACCCAAAGCCAUUUACUGAGGUCCACCAGCCUCUCACUGCUGAGCUGGGGUGGAGGCAGAGAUGGGGGGUGAAAAGUACAGGGUCAUAAUCUGUUGACAGAGAUUAGGAUGCUGUGGGAGCGCAGACAGAGCCUCCCAGUGCAGGCUGGGGUGACCUUGGAGAGCUUCCCAGAGCUGGUGUCUGGCAGGGCCUGCUCGUGGGUGGGAGGGAAGGAGGGCCUCAUAUCCCCAAAGGACCACAAAUUAAAUUUUUUUUGUUUGUUUUUUUUGCGGUACACGGGCCUCUCACUGCUGUGGCCUCUCCCGUUGCGGAGCACAGGCUCCAGACGGGCAGGCUUAGCAGCCAUGGCUCACGGGCCCAGCCGCUCCGCGGCAUGUGGGAUCUUCCCGGACCGGGGCACGAACCCGUGUCCCCUGCAUCGCCAGACGGACUCUCAACCACUGCGCCACCAGGGAAGCCCCACAAAUUAAAUUUUUGAUAUUAUUUCUAAAAUUAGGUUAUGUAUAUAACUACUGUACUUUUUUUUAAUUUGAAAAGCAUUAACUUAUUAUAUGUAAACCUUUAAAUACAGCACAAUGUUUCUCACUCUCUGGUAUUUCUUCCUGUUUUUGGCCCUUUAGCAGGGGCUGGAUGGGGGCUGGAGCCAUCUGUACCCCAACUGUGUCAGUUUAGGGCCUUUGGGGCGCAGUUGCCAAGAUGGAGAUAGGAUUGCAGUCGGUUUGCUGGGGAGUCACAGCGGCGGAGGAAGCCGGAUCGGGCAGGGAAGGCGCUCACGUGCAAUGCAGGUCUGACCCCUGUGGGAGAAGGGAGAGCGGGAAGCAGGGGGAGCCCCAGACCGCCUUGCCUUGUGGCCGACCCCCCACCAGCCCUGUGGGAGCUCCAGAGCAGGCACUGCCCGCCAGGGAGUCCCCACUGGGCAGGAGUGGCCAGGACCUCGUGCCCCCAGCCUGCUUGGCCGUUGGCUGGGGUACCCAGGAGAGUGAGACCUAGUUGAACAGCCGUUGUUUUCCCUAAAGGGAAACCCAGCCGUGCACCUCCAGGCCUCACGAGUAGAGGGAAUAGCGUGAUGAACCCACGUUCCCAACACCCAACUUCAACCGUUAUCAACUCAGCUCGUGGCCCGUCUUGCCUCACCUAUCUCUCCCCACUACCUCGGGUCUGUCCGUCUCCACAGCCCUCCAUCCAGGCUUCUUUGGACCUCUGGAUGGUCCUGAUACCUGGGCUAAACCCUGAAGUUCUAGCAGGAGGAACCAGGGGAAGUGAGGAGGAAAGGCACUGCA